UCUUUGGUUUCCAAGUUCUCUCGCCGGAUCUCGAAAUGUCGACGGAGAUGACUUGUACGAGGCUGACGAUCUUAACGGUCGCCGGAAUAUUCCUUCAGAUCAUCGGACUUUCGAUUUUCGUCUUCGGUUUCUUCCCCGUCAAGCCGACUCUCUCUGGCGUCAGUGGCUCGGAGAGUUAUCUUCAUCCUCUCUGUGACUCUGAGCCGAAUACAAAUGAGUCGGAGAUUCAUCCUGAGAAACUGAGAUUGCUCUACGAGGAGUUGUCUGGCAUCUCUUCUAGAUAUGAUCGACUGAUUCUGAUGGUUAUAGAUGGUCUUCCUGCGGAGUUUGUUCUAGGGAAGGAUGGUCAACCUCCAUGGAAUGUAUGGAAAGAGUCUAUGCCUUAUACACAGUCAUUGUUGGCUAAUGGAGAUGCAAUUGGUUACCAUGCUAAAGCUGCACCUCCAACUGUUACAAUGCCGAGGUUGAAGGCAAUGGUUUCUGGAGCAAUUGGUGGUUUCUUGGAUGUGGCUUUCAAUUUUAACACGCAAGCUCUCUUAGAUGACAACCUUCUUGGUCAGUUUCUUAGGAUUGGUUGGAAAAUGGUGAUGCUCGGAGAUGAGACAUGGAUCAAGUUAUUCCCGGGUCUAUUCAUGAGACAUGAUGGUGUUAGCAGUUUCUUUGUCAAAGAUACAGUACAGGUAGACAAAAAUGUGUCCCGCCACUUGCCAAAUGAGCUUAACAAUGAUGACUGGAAUCUCUUGAUCCUUCAUUACCUUGGCUUGGAUCAUGUUGGACAUACUGGCGGCCGUAACAGUCCCUUGAUGGCUUCAAAACUUAAAGAAAUGGAUGAUAUAGUUAGAACAAUGCAUUUAAGAGCCAUGGUGGAUCGUAGCCAUGAUCAAGGACAGACCCUUUUGAUAGUAGUCAGUGAUCAUGGCAUGACUGAGAGUGGAAAUCAUGGAGGAUCUUCAUAUGAAGAAACUGACUCCCUAAUGCUCUUUAUUGGCUUGAGUAGCAAUAUUUCUGAUUAUGCUGGCGCUACCAAUAAUUUAGCUUUCCAGGUAGAUUUGACGCCAAGUUUAGCUCUUCUAUUUGGUGUGCCGAUCCCAAAGAACAAUGUUGGAGUCCUUGUCCCAGGAACACUUAAUUCUUUAAGAGAUUUUGAGCAACUACGGGCACUGGAACUGAAUUCCUGGCAGUUACUCAGACUAAUGCAAGCACAGUUACCAAGUUCCUUGUUUGGAAGCUUCUCCUGCAAUUGCUUCCUUGAAGGAACUUGUGAGGGGUUUGGUUCGGAUAUUAGUGAGUGCUCUGGGGACAAAGAGAAACAACUUAUUUGCUUAUUUAGGAACGCUGCUGUCCUCCAUGGCAUUUGGAAGUCCAAGAAGUUAACAAAGUCUAGUGCCGUGGAAGACUUCAACAGAGCUUUAGAUGCAUACAACGCCUUUUUGAAAACUGCAAGUGAGUGGUUAGCAAGCAAAACCACUGAAAAACCAGUUCUCUUACUGGGUCUUGGAGUGAGUGCCAUGUUUCUUUCCUGCGUCGUCUGUGUCACUCUCUUUCUGUCCUUAUUCAAAGAGGUUUACAAUGGACCGAAGGAUCAAGUCUGCAGUUUGAAUUAUCUGUUGAAUUUGGAAGGGGUGUUCAUUUUGGCAGUUCUUUUGAUCCUCGUUAUAAGUAUGGGAUCUAGUUCAAUGGUGGAAGAGGAGCACUAUAUAUGGCAUUUCAUGGUAUCCACCUUCUAUCUUCUGUUACUUUUCAAGACAGUAAAAUCAUUCAGUUUCUCUAGAGGGCUGAACUCACUCGGAGAAUAUAAAAUCGGUUCAAUCUUCCUGCUUCUUAUAUCUGGUAGACUACUAAGAGGUUGGCAUCAAGGGGGCGUGAACUGGACUCACUUUACUGAUAUUUCUAAGUGGCUAGAGCAAGCUGGCGGUAGUUAUGUAAAAUGGAUCCAGCUAAUCUCGAGCUUUCUUGUUAUUGGUCUAGGAGUAUUCACUCUCUUUCGAACAGGGUCGAAGAGAAAAAGUGUCCGCAUCCAAGCUUUUGGUUUCUCAAUUUGUGGGUUCCUAAUUCUGCUGCAUGCCUGGAGAUAUCAGGAUGAUAUGUUUGAAGUGUCAACCAAUGAUGGAGCCACCGUAACAGCAAAAGUUAUCUAUCUUAUUCUUUCUAUAUCUGCGGUUGGAGGAGCUUUAGUUUUACCAUGGUCUAUGCAAAAGAAAGACAAGUUCCUUGUAGCUAUAGCAGGUGAUUAUUUGUAUAUGAUUGGCUCUGCAUACAUACUAUGCUGGUGUCUUCUUCAACUACUUCUACAACAACCGAUCAACUCUGGACCCAUACUUUUGUUGCUCAUCCAAAUUUUAGCAGUUUCAUGUCUUUCGUCUAAAGAUGUGCAGGUCAACGAAUGGGUCGAGAUUGCCGCACUCUAUUACAUGGGAAUGGCAGGUCACUUUGCUCUUGGAAACAGCAAUACCUUAGCAACCAUCGACGUUGCUGGUGCUUUUAUUGGAAUCUCUAGUCAUUCAACAAUACUUUCUGGAAUCUUGAUGUUCAUGAUCACCUAUGCAUCUCCCCUGUUGUUCCUUUUAUCCUUGGUGAUGUACAUUGGUGGAAAGCUAAGAAACCAUUCACUCUUGGCUCACUCCGAUACGGAUUUAGGACAACUCUUGAAGCUAAAGCUUGGGUUCCCUUGUCUUGUGCCGCUCUGCAUAAAUUCAAUUCUUUUGAUGGCAUACACUGUGGUCCUGCUACUCAUGAGGAAUCACCUUUUUGUGUGGAGCGUCUUCUCUCCCAAGUAUCUGUACGUAUGUGCAACCACUGUUUGCACAUACGUUGGAGUUUGUAUCGUCGCUGCUACAGUUGCCUACACUCUCUCCGUCACUUCCUUCCUUAGAAGCAAGACGCAACAACUCGUAGACUAGUAGUUAAUUAUGAAUUGAUGUAGAGGUAAUUUAUCGAAUUUACAGUUUACAACUAUUAGUUUACAGUUAUGUUUAACUUUUGAGGGUGUGUAUAAUCAAGGGCGGAAGCUAGAAAACUUUUUAUA
Molecule: messenger RNA, 3025 nt
Organism: Raphanus sativus (radish)
Lineage: Eukaryota; Viridiplantae; Streptophyta; Magnoliopsida; Brassicales; Brassicaceae
Exons: 17
Coding region: 36-2900 (954 amino acids)
Biological process (GO): GPI anchor biosynthetic process
Cellular component (GO): endoplasmic reticulum membrane
Source: RefSeq, a predicted model, not a curated record